Gymnodraco acuticeps is the source of this 1641-nucleotide messenger RNA. It is a transcript of the gene slc25a39, whose product is annotated as solute carrier family 25 member 39. NCBI's taxonomy places the organism in Eukaryota, Metazoa, Chordata, Actinopteri, Perciformes, Bathydraconidae. Gene Ontology annotation, biological process: mitochondrial transmembrane transport. The record is from RefSeq and is a predicted model, not a curated record. The transcript has 12 exons. Bases 265 to 1341 code for a protein of 358 amino acids.
ACGACCCGGACAUGUUACCGCAGAUCUCCACAACACGCGGAUGGGUCUCUCUUCAGCACUACCGCGGAGUGAAGUUUUGUACAGAUUAUUGAAGAGUACAUUUUGUACAGUGUCCCCGCAGCGACCUAAACCCGACUCCAAAACAUGUUAUCUGCAGUGGAGAACCCGAAUAAGUUGCAGCACGACAGAGUAGCUUAAACGUUACCCUGAAAUGGACGAAGAGCCCUCUAUUUCACGCUGGGAGCUAAAGUAGAGGUGGGCAGGAUGGGGGAGCGGGCGGUCAGCGGCUCUGUGGCUGCCAUCUCUCCGGUGCAGCAGAUGCUGGCUUCUGGCACUGGAGCCCUCCUCACAUCUAUUUUUGUCACACCGCUGGACGUUGUGAAGAUCAGGCUGCAGGCUCAGCAAACACCAUUCCACCAAGCUUUAGCCCGUCAAUCUUCUUCAUGGGGGGGCAUCAUUCGCACAUCCAAGUGGAAAUGCUUCAUGUAUUGUAACGGGCUGAUGGAUCACGUCUAUGUGUGUCAGACUGGAACCAGUUGCACCAGCUGGUACAAAACACCAACACAUUUCAGUGGGACGCUUGAUGCCUUUGUGAAAAUAACUCGGCACGAAGGUUUCAGAUCUUUGUGGAGUGGACUGCCACCAACACUGGUGAUGGCUGUCCCUGCCACGGUCAUCUACUUCACCUGCUACGACCAGCUGCGGGACUUCCUGAGAUACAGCCUGGGUUUCCAGGGCAGCCACAUCCCUCUUGUUGCUGGGGGUCUGGCCAGAUUGGGGGCUGUGACGGUGAUCAGCCCUCUGGAGCUGGUCAGGACCAAGAUGCAGUCCCGCCAGCUGUCCUACAGCGAGCUGCGGGUGUGUAUCCGCUCGGCUGUGGCUCAGGGCGGGCUGCUGUCCCUGUGGAAGGGCUGGGGACCCACCGUGCUCAGAGACGUACCCUUCUCUGCUUUGUACUGGUUUAACUAUGAGCUGAUGAAGGCUCGGCUGUGUGAACAGUCCCGGAUGAAUCAGGCCAACUUCUCCAUCAGCUUCACUGCAGGAGCCGUCUCUGGAGCUAUCGCUGCGAUCCUGACGCUGCCUUUUGACGUGGUGAAGACACGGAGACAGAUCCAGCUGGGAGAAAUAGACGCUCUGGGAGUUGCCUCAAAGAGAACAACGUCCACAUGGCACAUAAUGAAGUCAAUAUGGGCUGAGAUGGGCUACAGGGGCCUUUUUGCAGGUUUCAUGCCCAGGGUGAUCAAGGUGGCCCCGGCCUGUGCCGUCAUGAUAAGCUCCUAUGAGUUUGGGAAGACUUUCUUCCAAAAAAUGAACCUGGAUCGAGAGCGACUGGGAUCCUGAAGGCUCCGUGUGCUGCUGGGUGAUUGUUCACAGCUCGACGUGGAGACGGUUCCAUAAAGACAGUCGGGACAAAGUCUCUGACGGACCUGGAUUUGGUUUUGUUCGAACAUAAAUGAAGAGGAUUCACCCACAAAUCAAGGAUGUCUCUCUCUCUCUGGAAAUGUGAAAAGACUUUACUAAAACUUGACACACACUUCACAUCCAUGAACACAAUAAUAAUCUUGAACAACAAGCCUAAAGACUCUUGUAUCACGACCUUUAUGCAUGUAGAUUACUUGAGUAAACUUUUUUUUAAAAGUG